UGAGCCAAGUAGGCAAGGCAACCAUGGCACUUGGCAGGCGAGUGGCACCACAUAUCCAGAAGCAUGGAACACGAGCCAUCUCUCACUUUACAGGGCAAAAGGAACAGGAAGCCAGUUCAAAUGUGGAGGGUGUGUUGGAGGUAGCUGCAGGGGCCGUGAAGGGUGCCUCCACAGUCUACAUGAGUUUAGAGAGUGCUGCUGCCACUCUUGCUACCAGUAUCACUCAGAACACUGUCAAAGUGGUCACUCACAAAUAUGGUGAGGAAGCAGGCAGCCUCACAGACAACACACUUUAUGCUGUGGGGCAGACUGCUUUGGUUGGGCAUAACAUUGCUUCACUGGGAGUUAAGGGCAUUGCCAAGCGAACAGCCAAAGAUACAGGGAAGGCUCUCGUUCACCAGCACGAGGAGAGGAAGCAAUCUAAAGUAGGUGGAGGAGUGGAAGAAGCCGAAGAAGCCAUGGAAGUCACAGAGGAAGAUGGAAACAAUCCUCCUACAAAGCCAAUUCGAGAAAAGAAGAAGAAACCUCUUUAAGGAGUUCUCUCCUUUCUCCUUCGGUUUUUCUUUCUCUUGUUCUUUUCUUCUUGAUUAUUAUUUCUUUUCAGUUUUAAAGGAAAUCAAUGGAUAAUUCAGCUUGUAAAGGAUAUUUACAUAGAUAUACAGGUAAUAAAAUGCUAUCUUGCUGUUGAUAUUAACAGUGAUACUAUUAUACUAAUGGGCCUUAUCAUCAUAAUUUCCAGUGAAUUAUAAUGUUUUUUCUUAUGCAUAGUGAUUAUAUUUUAUAUAUGUUGCUGGAUUAUCUAAACUUCCCAUUCAAGCCAUCUAUACAUGCUAUUCUAACAGGAUCUUAUUGGUGAAUCUUAUUCACUGGGCAUUUCAUUGACCAUAAAUGGCAGAUGGUUAGAAAAGUUUGUUGAUCGUAUUAAAGAUUGGUUAUUCUGUUGGGCCUCUAUGUUUAUGGUGGUCAGCUAACAGAAAUUACUCAUAGCAAGGUUACAACCAGUGAAGAUAUAGAUAUUGUUAUUUGUAAAGGCUAGAAUGGUUGAGAGAAGUAUAAUUGAGGCUGAGUGUUUACAUUGCAUUAGUUGUGCAAGUAUUAUUCCCUAGAACUCAUAGACUGGACAGUACAGGGAAGUGCCAUAACUCAGAUUAUUUGGGUCAAGCAAGAUGUUAUUGUAAAUAGAAAUGUCUUCUUUUUUUAAGAAAUCAAAAAAUUAUAAAUGCUACAUGUAAAUAGUUAUUUUCCUUACAUAAGGACAUCAAAGGAUUAACUUCAAAUUAAGGUUGCAGAAUAUUGCUGAGGCUAAGUGGUUAAUGAUUAGCAAUUCCCCAAAAGAUGAUCAUGUAUUUGAACACAGAGUCAGUUCUAAUAUGCUAAAAUAAAGCUUGCUUAUCAUGGCCCAACUCCUCAUGUUUCUCCCAGGGGGGUAUCAUCAUGUCACAAAUCUGUUAGCCGGGCCAUGACAAAAGUUUUCUCUCUUCACAUCACAGGGUAACCAAUUCCUGCUGGUGCCUUAUUUGUUAAUAAGUGAACAUUUUCAGCAUAUUUUUGAGUACUUGGAUUUCUUUUAUUAGGGAUUUAUCAUCAGUAAAGAUUUGUAUACACUGUUGAUUUUAAGAUUUUUUGUGUUUUGCCUUUUGUAUUAGUUAUUACUGUCUGAAUACAAUUUAUGUAUGAUAAGCAUUGCGAAAAUGUACUUGCCAUGGAUAUAUAUUUUAAAAAUUUCCAUGUAAAGUCCAGACCAUGCAGCAGCUGCAAAAAUCAGGAUUCCACAGAUUCUAACAUAAUGAAAGUCUCUGUUCAAGGUCCCAAUGUUGAAGUCACAAAUCUUGUAUCAAAAUACCUCGUAGACAGUUUCUUGCCAGUAUGAAAGGGGUGGUGCUUGUGUGUACAUAUGUUUUAUAGAUGAAUGAACAGUGAGUAGAAUGUAGCUUUGAAUUCGCUGCUUCAAAGGAUCUGGCCAAAUUUUAUACUCUAAUUUAGUGUACUUGUGUUGUAUUGCACUAGUUAUAUAGCAUUCCAUUCUGUUAUCUUUUUCAUUCUCUUUACUUCAUCUUUCUUGAAGUAUAUAGUGUUCUGAAAGUUUAAACAGAUCAUGUAAAAUAUUUUUUUCUGAAUUAUGCACACUAGGUAUUCUUUCUUCCACUAUGUUUAUUUACAUAUUGCUAAUGAUACUAUUUUUGCAGUUAUUGAUUAUUGAUUAUUUUUAUUAUUUUUAAGGCAACUCAGGUAUAGAAACAGCACUUGGGGCUUUUGUUUGUUUGUUUGGUGAUGAGCGGUAUUGUUGUUUUUCUAUUUCUUUUAAUACUGGGAAUUCAGAAUAAAUUGAAAUAGUCCUUGAAAAGUUACAUGUUAUUGGAUGAGGAAACAAUAUUGAUCCCUCUUUAUCUUUUCCUCCUCUUCCUUCUUCCUCCCCAUCUCUUCCUCUUCCUCCUUCUUCCUCCCCAUCUCUUCCUCUCCUCCUCUUUCUUCUUCCCCAUCUCCGGCUCAUCCUCAUCUUUCCCCAUCUAAAUAUUAAUUUUCGUCUUCAUCUUCGUCUGUACCUUCAUCAUCCUCAUCCUCUGCUUUUGGCUCAUUAAGUGUACAUUUUACGCAGCUUGAGGAAAACUACAAGCAAACUAUUUUGAAGAAAACAUCAACUUGAUCAGAGAAUGAUUUUCCUGCUUCUGACUCGGCCCUGGAUAAAUAAGUGAAUGCCAAGCUUUAUCUUCUUUUCUUUUUAAUGUAAAAUAUAUAGUUUUUGACAUUGCCUUGAAAAUGCUUUUGUAAUUUAGUGAUACUCUUGAAUUUUAGAGGAUGAUUUGCAUUUUGUGACCUGAAAGCAUAAUUAUACUUGCUAUGAGUUCUUUUGUUGUCUUUUUUCUUUUGUGAUUCUAAUAUUUCACUUCAAUGUUUUCUUCCUUUCUUUUCAUUUCUCUCAUUGUAAAACCUUUAAUGUGUGUGGUUUACUCUAAAAUAUUACUUUGAUUUCUGUUACUCAGUUUUAUGUAUUCCAGUAUCAGACAAAGUUGAACCUCUCCAAGAUUAUUUAUUUUUGUAUUUUAUUUUGUUUUUGUUUGUGUUUGGUCUUAUUAUAAUUGAUAAAUAUGUUUGUGUCUGUUUUUAUUGUGUUUGAUGAGUGAAGUAAAUCAACAUGUAUGUUAAUGUAUUAAAUUAUUGCUUAUUUUCUAAAAACUGUCCUGUUAGUAUUGUUUAAAAUACUGUUUUAUAAUUAAUAUUAUUAGCAGUAUCAGUAACAUACCAAGUAUCAAUAUUAUUUUCAUCCUUGUAAUAAUGCUUUAAUUUUUUUAUUAUUAUUCCUUCUUUCCUUAUAUGUAAUUAACUUGUAAUUCAUUUCUGUCAGGAUUGCAGAUAUUGCAUUGGAGUACUGAGAUAUGCCUUUGUUAUGAUGUUUACAUAAUUUCCUCUAUUUUGUAAUAUAAGAGGAAAUUCCUCUUAUAAAUAAUGUUAAAAAUAACUGUUUAUUGUAACAUAAACAUUGAAUAAUACUCAAAUAUGUAUUUUUCUAUUCUCUAAAGUGGAGGUUUGUUACUUUUUAUCAUUUUUCAUUGAAGCUUGAAAGAAGUGCUUCUGUUUCCCUAGAAAGUCCAGCAUGCCCACUAAAAAUGAUGAAAAAAUGACAUGACAAAACUAUUUGAUUUUACUUUUCCUCUUCCUUCGUCUCAUGAAGUUUAGGAACUAUAAGAAAAAGAAGAGUGUAUUUUCAGGAAACAUUUUUACAGGAUACCUGAAUAGAGGUGAACCACUUUUUGUUAUGCUACAUUCAUUGUCUCGGACAGAUCUCACAUAGCUUCAACCUCCAACCAAAGUAGGAGAAUAGGUGAUAUGCAACAAAUCCACAAAGCAACGGAAAUUUGUAAGCCUUAUAUGUGCAACCAAACCUAUGAUAGCAAGCUUUAAUAAAGGAUGAGAAAAUAUA
Messenger RNA from Penaeus vannamei (Pacific white shrimp), 3919 nucleotides. Lineage: Eukaryota; Metazoa; Arthropoda; Malacostraca; Decapoda; Penaeidae. The record is from RefSeq and is a predicted model, not a curated record.